UAUUUCGUCAGCUCACUUUUUGUCAAUUGCGUGGCGUCGCCACCAUGUUCCGCUCCGAGGCCUUCCGCUCCGACCGCGGGCUGGGCAAAGUGGCGCUGGCGGCCUUCGGACUGGGCGUGUUCAUGACUGCACACGCGUCUUUGCUGCUCUACACGGAGUUUGUGGCGCUGGCCGACUCGACCCGCGACGCGACGUCAACAUUGCGCUGGCGGUGCCUGGAGCAGUGGAGUUUGUACGCGCUGGCACUGGGAUUUUUCCAUCUGAUGGAAUUUAUGCUCACGGCUGCCUAUCGACCGGCAAAUGUCAGCUACGAGUCUUUCCUGCUCAACCAUAGUCGGGAAUAUCAUUUGGCAGUGCUUUUGAGCUGUUUGGAGUUCUUCCUCGAGCUUUAUUUCGUGCCGGGCUGGAAAUUGCACGCUUUUGUGCGGCCUGUGGGCAUUGCACUGGUCAUUAUGGGGCAAUUCUUCCGAGUAUCUGCAAUGAGCACUGCGGCCAGCAACUUUUCGCAUCGGAUCGAGUAUUUUAAGAGGGAGGAGCACGAACUGGUGACGCACGGAGUGUACCGCUUCAUUCGCCACCCAAGCUACUUGGGCUGGUUCUGGUGGAUCGUGGGCAGUCAGAUCCUGCUGGCCAACCCUGUGUGUGCUGUUGGCUACUCAUUAGUGGCCUGGAGCUUCUUCCACGACCGAAUCCCAUAUGAGGAGCAGUUGCUGCUUGGAUUCUUUCCAGACGAGUAUCCAAUGUACAAGGCGCGCACUAUUAGCGGUAUCCCAUUUGUAUAAGAAAUAGUGUAGCGUUGCAGAAUUUACGAGCAGUGGGGAACAAGUUUUAGCAAAUGUAGGCAGAUUAGACGUCGAAGGUUACGGACUUUCAUUUCUUAGCUUUACUUUUCUUUUUCUUCUUGCUCUUACCCUUCGAAGUGUCAUCACUGGACUGCGGCACC
This is a messenger RNA of Phytophthora nicotianae INRA-310, 943 nucleotides long. RefSeq lists its product as hypothetical. Gene Ontology annotation, biological process: C-terminal protein methylation. Gene Ontology annotation, cellular component: membrane; endoplasmic reticulum. NCBI's taxonomy places the organism in Eukaryota, Oomycota, Peronosporomycetes, Peronosporales, Peronosporaceae. Gene Ontology annotation, molecular function: protein C-terminal S-isoprenylcysteine carboxyl O-methyltransferase activity. The transcript has 3 exons. Bases 45 to 782 code for a protein of 245 amino acids. The record is from RefSeq and is a predicted model, not a curated record.